UAAUUGCACUAAUGGUACGGGGUUCAUGUCUGAUUUCAUGUUGAAGGAGCCAUGAGAGAAGAAAACGAGUCUUCUACCACAGAUUUCACUCUCCUAGGAGUCACAAGGCAGCGGGAGCAGGAAUAUCUCUUCUUCAUCCUCUUCCUGUUCAUUUACCCCAUCACAGUGAUUGGGAACACGCUCAUCAUCCUAGCCAUUCACUUCGACAUUCGCCUUCAUAACCCCAUGUACUUUUUUCUGGCCAACCUCUCCCUUGUUGACAUCUUCUUCUCCUCUGUAACUAUUCCCAAGAUGUUGGCCAACCAUGUCCUGGGUAGCAAGGCCAUCUCCUUUGGGGGGUGUAUGGCACAGAUGUACUUCAUGAUAUCAUUGGGAAACACAGACAGUUAUAUACUAGCUGCAAUGGCAUAUGACCGAGCUGUGGCCAUCAGCCGCCCACUUCAUUAUGCAACAAUUAUGAGUCCACGACUUUGUGUCCUGCUGGUUGCUGGGUCCUGGGUGAUUGGAAAUACCAAUGCACUGCCCCACACCCUACUCACAGCUAGAUUGUCCUUCUGUGGCAAUAAGGAUGUGGCCAACUUCUACUGUGACAUUACUCCUUUGCUCCAGCUGUCCUGUUCUGACAUCCACUUCAAUGUGAAGAUGAUGUACCUUGGGGUGGGGGUCUUCUCUGUGCCUCUACUGUGCAUCAUCAUCUCCUAUGUCCGGGUCUUUUCCACAGUCUUGCGGGUUCCAUCCACCAAGGGCUUCCUCAAGGCCUUGUCCACCUGUGGCUCCCACCUGACAGUGGUGUCUUUGUAUUAUGGGACAGUCAUGGGCAUGUAUUUCCGGCCCCUGACCAGUUACAGUCUGAAGCAUGCAUUGAUAACAGUGAUGUACACAGCAGUGACCCCAAUGCUGAACCCUUUCAUCUACAGCCUAAGGAACCGAGAUAUGAAGGCUGCUCUGAGGAAACUCUUCCACUGCCCCUCCUCCUCAUCCCCCAUGUGAGACAAGGCACAGCAGACACUGUGGUCCCCAGUCAGAAGCACUAGGAAAUCCAGCUUCAAUGUCACCCCU
Molecule: messenger RNA, 1059 nt
Organism: Arvicanthis niloticus (Nile rat)
Lineage: Eukaryota; Metazoa; Chordata; Mammalia; Rodentia; Muridae
Source: RefSeq, a predicted model, not a curated record